UUUCAAUUUCAUGGAUCCUCAAGAUCUCGCUAGCGAUGCGUCGAACGCUCUUUCCUGUUUCCAAUCUGGCAAAUUCGAGGAGUGUAUCGACAUUUUAGGUCAGCUCGCUCAGAAAAGGCAUAACGAUCCCAAGGUUCUACACAAUAUGGCAAUUGCAAAGUACUUCAGGGAUGGUGGCUCGGAAUCAAAGAAACUGCUGGCAGAGCUUUACCUUGUCAAGGUAUUGUGUUGCCCUUUACUCUCUCAAAAGUGUUAACCUGCAAAAGCUAUCUAUCUAUUUCAUCACAAAUCUUCUUCUGCAUUUUUUUUUUUUUUUGUCGUCUAUGACUAUGGGAGAUGAUCUCAAAUUGGAGUUCCUGUUAUCCUCUUCCCUUUUUCUUUUUUUUUUCUUUUUUUUUUGUCUCUCUUCUAUUUCUUCAACGGAAGACCAAGCGGAAGCCGCAAACCCUGGAACUAACGUCUACUUGUCUAAGUAUCAUCAAUUUGAUACUACAGUAACGAUUCUCAACAUUGCAGUUACCUGGUUUCACCUGCAUCAGUAUACAAAAUCUUUAUCCAUUCUAGAAUCUUUGUUUCAAAAUAUGGAGCCACUAGACGAUACAAUCGCACUUCGUAUCUGUUUCUUGUUGCUGGAUAUCGCACUGGCUUGUCGUGAUGCUGUAAAAUUUUUGUAUGCGUUUGGCUAUAUCGACAAAGUUUAUGGUUUUGGAAGUCAAGAAGAAAAUGGAAGCACAGUGCAACUUUCUUCAACUCAGGUAUCAAGCGAGGAAAAUCUAGGGUAUGACAAUGUUAUAGCAGAAAUUGAGGUGGAGAGACGAAUGAAGCUUCUGGCAAAAAAAAUUCUCCCGACAUUAGGCGAAAGGUCAUUCUCGACCGUUGAUCCGAAGCUUGAGUUGCAGCUUUACAAGGUCCGGUUUUUGCUUCUUACCAGAAACUUGAGACUGGCGAAGCGUGAAGUUGAACAUGCAAUGAACAUUGCUCAAAUAAGGGACUCCUCUAUGGCUCUCCUCUUGAAAUCCCAGCUUGAGUAUGCUCAUGGGAAUCAUCAAAAGGUUUUAGAGCUUUUGGGUGUCUCCGAAGAAGCAGAUACUUCAGGAAUUUUCAAGAACAACCUUGGUUGCAUAUACUAUCAGCUUGGAAAAUAUCAUGCUUCCGCUGCGUUGUUUUCAAAAGCUCUAAGGAACUGUUCAUCCCUUAGAAAAGUGAAGCCGUUUUCUCUCUCACAGGAUAAGUCUCUGUUGAUCACAUACAACUGCGGUUUACUUCAUUUGGCGUGGGGGAAGCCACUAAUUGCUGCUCAAUGUUUCCAGAAAGCGAGCCCAGUUUUCGGCAGACAACCCCUCCUUUGGCUCCGUUUAGCUGAAUGCUGUAUAAUGGCUUUACAAAAGGUUCUUUUAGAAGAGGGAAACACUUCUUUCGAUAGAUCAAAAAUCAGACUCCAUGUAGCCGGGAAAGGAAAGUGGAGACACCUUAUGAUGGAAGAAACUGGAUAUAAGGAACUUGCUGGCAGUACCCUAUGGGAAAAGCUUUCAUUACCACUAGCACGUGUCUACCUCUCAAAUGGUAUAUAUCUGCUCAAUGAGUCUCUCUCGAAUGAUUCUAAAUCAGAUCUUGAAUCGACAUUAUUCGUGGGGAUGAAUCUUGAAUCGACAUUAUUCGUGGGGAUGAAUGAGACUCAUGGGGAAGCGAACACGAACUCAGACUCCCUCUCUGCUUUCAAGGAUAUAUGCCGUAGAGAAAAGCAAUUGAUCAAACAGGCUCUUCUUGCCAAUAUGGCAUACGUAGAAUUGGAGUUGGAGAAUCCAAUCAAAGCUUUGUCAGCUGCUACUUCACUCUUGCAACUUCAAGAUUGUUCAAAUAUUAAUGUUUUCCUAGGCCAUGUCUAUGCAGCGGAGGCCCUCUGCUUGCUCAAUCGUCCCACUGAAGCUUGCACACAUUUAUCUGGCUAUCUACUACUUGAACAGAAUGAUUUUAAACUGCCAUAUGCACAAGAAGACUUUGACCUGUGGCGGAUGCACACUAGCUCUGAUUGUGACGAGACAUUGGAUUUGUCCACGGAAACUGCCCUUAAGCCAGAAGAAGCUCGUGGAGUACUUUUUGCAAACUUUGCCGCGCUGCUUGCCACACAAGGAGAUCAUGACCAGGCGAAACUUUUUGUAACACGCGCAUUAAAUCUCUUGCCGAACAAUGUACAAGCUACAGUUACAGCGGUCUACAUCGAUCUAAUGUUGGGUGGUAGGUCACAAGAUGCCCUUGCUCGUUUAAAAAAGUGUUCCCAUGUGAGCUUUGUUUCCCAGACUUCUUAGAAGAUUUGUACUCUAAACGGUAUCAAGCUUUAGAAAUUAAUAUGAGAGGAUUAGCUUUGUACAAGUUUUCUUUUUAAUUGCAUUCGUGACUUAGAUUUGGUUUGUGAAGUGUUAGUCGUUUUCUUGCUGAGGAACAAUUGAAGAUUGGG
Camelina sativa (false flax) is the source of this 2455-nucleotide messenger RNA. RefSeq lists its product as uncharacterized. The record is from RefSeq and is a predicted model, not a curated record. Gene Ontology annotation, biological process: mRNA catabolic process; negative regulation of translation. Lineage: Eukaryota; Viridiplantae; Streptophyta; Magnoliopsida; Brassicales; Brassicaceae. Gene Ontology annotation, molecular function: protein binding. Gene Ontology annotation, cellular component: CCR4-NOT complex.